CUGGGGGAGGAGCUCAGGCAGUCCCAAGAGAGGUCUGGGUGCGGGAGCCAGGAGGAGGUGGCAGGGACGGUGGCAGCCCCCGGGGAACCCUGAGGAAGACCAACCGGAGCCAUGCAGCCCCAGAGGCGGACGCAGCUCAGCCAGCUUGGGAACAUGGAGGCCAAGGCCGCCCGCGGGGCUUCAGCAACUGCUUACCCGGUGGACGCUGUGGAAGAUGCUCUGGAGGCCCAGCAGGAGGCAGCACGGGCUCUGGCUUACUACACUUCCCUGGGGGACAGGACUGGGCCCUCCGCAGAGACCUUCUGUCUCCCCACGGGGGAGCAGGUUAAACUUGAAACUUCGUCUGUUUGCAUGUGUACUGUUCACCGAGAUGAACCUCAACACAAAAUACUAGUUUUGGUUAAUCCCCGGGACACAAAGACAGUUGUGGCCGUUUACCUAAAGAAGUCCUGGUGGUCUACGGAAGAUGUACUAAGGACUGCUGACCCCACGAGAGAAGGCCUGAUGAAGGUUCAGUCCUUUGGGGAAAGGAUUGUACUUUUCAUUCUGAAUGUCAUUAUUUUUGGAAGAUUGGAGAGAAACUUGGACGAUGAUGACAUGUUUUUCUUACCUCACUCUGUGAAGGAGCAAGCUAAAAUUCUGUGGAAAAAUGGAGCAGCUGUCGGAUUUUACACAACCAAAUUGAAAGGAAGUCUGUGUGGCGAUGGCACUAGUGCGUGCUAUCUGUUGCCUGUCUUCGACACUGUGUUUGUCAGGAGGAUUCACCGUCGCCAAGGCCUAGGAACAGCCAUGCUGAGGGACUUCUGUGAGACCUUUCAAGGAGAGGAGGCCCUGGGGUUCAGUCGUCCGAUUUCCCCUGCCAUGUUCCAAGUCUGCAGGCAAUUCCUGUUGGCCUGUCCAGAGGAGCGGGGACGCCUGUGGGAAGUGGAGCCCCCGGGGGCCUGGGAUCAGCGCGUCAACAUCUGGCUCCAGGUUCAGCUGCAGCAGGCAGGAAUUCCGGAUGGUGAGUGGGCCCGAAAGCAGUGCCCUUUGGUCUCCUUAUUCAAAUGUCAGUAUUGUGCAAUGAAUUGGACCCAGGAUGCUUGGCCUCUUAAGAUAGGCUGAGAACAAAGGAGGAGAUGAGACCUGGCUGGUAGCAUUUUUCUUUCCUUACCUUUAUGAAUGAAGCUCACCUGUCUUGUUCAGAAAAGAUCUCCACUUAUUUAGCAAUGAGAACCUCUCCAAGACGAAAGGGUUCCCCUUUACGAUUAGAAUAGAUUCUUCAAAUGUUUAAGCUCAGUUUCCUGUGUUUGGCUGGAGACCAGUUAGUUGUAAGCUGUGUUUUGCACAGGUAAUGUAUGUCCUUGAUUGAAAAUUCAAGACACCCAAGGUUUGCUGUGAUAAGCGAGGGUCUCAUGAUGUGUCCUUCAGAGGAAAACACCCCCCUGUAAGAAGCAGCACCACACAACGUUCUUUUGUGCAUUUUCUCCUUCUAAGUGGCAGUUUAGUAGGGUACCUAAGCUGUGUUGUCAUGUAUUUCUCCGCUGAUGGCUAGGCACACCACCUUCCAUUCUGGAUUCUUUCAGAAAGAUCCUGGUGACCUUGUCAGUAAGAUUUUGAAUGAGGGGGUUUAUAAGCGAGAAGGACAUUAGUGGGUCCCAAAGGGAGCAGGACUUGAGAUUUUCUUUAAAUAGCCAGAGAGGAAAACCAACCUACUUGUCUAUUUCCAAGUUGCUUUUGGACAGUGCUAUUUCCCGCCUUCCAAGUGGGGAAGAGCCACACAGCAGGCCACCCUGGGUUCCUGGGCUCCAGGGACAGGGUAGGAGCUGUGAUGCUUUUAGGCCGCCCUUGUGGAUAUUCUGAGAGUUUAACCUGACUGCCCCAAAUUAAAGCUAUGAUACUUUUUCUUUCCUGGAAUGCGAGUUCCUGUCAGUGUGGAUCUUGGACAUUUCUGUGGCUGUAGGUGGCUCAUUAGAGGCGUGAUGGACCAAGGUGGGUGACUGAUUUACUUUAGGUGGUGACAGGCAAGAGUGUCUUGGAGUUUAUUGAUGAUAAUAGUGAUAGGUUUUGCUUUUGUGGAACUUUUCAGCUAGAAGGCUUGCUGGAUCUUUACAGAUAUUAAUGGGGUGACCAGGCACUGGGGAAGGAGGCCAGGUAGGGCUGUGACUGUGAUCCUAAUGAGGCGGUUAAGUGACUUGCCCUGUGGCACUGAAUUAGAAACAAAAGCAAGCCAGUCUGCCUCACUGGGCACGGAGCUGGCCAAUGGCGCGAGUGUACUGCUGAACUUCACAAAUGAGACGGUAGCCUUUGUUGUGGACACCGCAGUUUGGACACUGAAGUUUGGACACCGAAGUUUCUUGGCUGGGAAAAGAAAAAGCAAACUGACUGCAUAUUGAAAUAUGGAAACCACAGUGGCCGGAGGGGGAAUCAGGGAAGUGGAUGCUUUUGCCUAAUUGGGGAGAUGGCUUCCUCCCGGAGAAAUCCACUGGGGGUUCGCUCAAGGGCUGGGCACGAGUAUGAUCUGGUCAGAGGAAGCUGAGCCAGGAACUGGAUGCCAGAGCUGUCACUCUGAGAUUCACUAAUUCUCACUUUCAAGCAAAUGAGAGGACUUCCACAGAGAAAGUUCCACAGGCAAGCCUGAGUCCCUUGAAGGGACAUCAUAAUAAUUAGGCUAUAAUUAGAGUGAUAAAACCUUAGAACUAAAAAAAAAUACUCUCAGUCAGGGUCUUUUUCACUCGUGUUUGCACCAUACACCGGGCCAGUUCCCAGCUUCACCCACACCUUCUGCCUCCCCCGGGGCCUGCAGUCAGGGUUUGAAUUCACUCAGGAGGGUUUGCAGCCAGCCAGCCUCCCCUUGUCAGUCAGGGCUGACAUUCAGGCUUUUCCAGGUUGGUGAGUGGGGGCCGCAGACGCAGUCACAGAUGCUCUCUGCAUUUUCUCAGUUCCUGAUCUGUCUUUCCUUUCAUGCAAAUCAGCGAGUGUUAGCAGGGGAGAAGUUCCCACAGGCCUCCCCAUAACACACAUUCUGGAUUCUUCGAUUCCCUGGACAUCUCGAGCUACUUAAUGUUGGCCUUUAAUUGCUAUUGCUUAGAGCUCCUUUCUGGACUUGUUUUUUUCAGCUCUAUCUCUUGUCCUUUUAUUUCUGGCUUAUUUUGGAGGCUCCGUACAUUUGCAUGUACUGUAGAAACAGAGCGUUAAGCAAAAAGCCUAGUGGAACCGAUUGCUUCUGACUCUAAAUAAGGCAUGAACAUUUUACAGUGUUUCAAGGGGAAAUUUACUUGGUUUCCAUGCAAAUGUUUAAAAAACCUAUUUUUGAAGCAGCCUCCUGUGUGGAAUAGGUCUUUUUAAGCCUGCACAGUUCUGACUGUUGAUAACAUCUGUGGCUUAUAAUGGCUCUGAAAAUAUUUACAGAUUUCUCAGGACUUUUGAGAGAAAGAGUUUGUGGGAAAUUUCUUUUUUCUUACACUCAGUUACAUAUGAAGCCUUUGAAAGUGACCAGUGGGGUCAUAAUCCCAUCGGAUGUGAUUUCCCUUUCAGCCUGAACAUACCUUACAUUUCUUUACUAGUGGGAGUGAAAUCAAACAUUGUCAAUGGUGAAAUGUUCUUUUGCAAACAAGUUGCUGGAGUUAUCGGUACCGGGGAUCGAACUCACGACUGCCUGCUUGCGAGGCAGGCGCUUAUGCCACUCAGCUAAAUCCCCAGCCCCUUGUGCAGUGUUUUAAAAUUUAGAAUCAGUUUGCUUUUCUGUUUCUCCAGGUGAAUUUAGUUGUCCUCCAUGGGGAAAUAUUUUUCUUCCAUUUAUGCUUAAUUUUUUAAACUGGAGGGCUCGUGUGAGAAAGAGAUGUGAGCAAUAUGAGAUGAGGAAGUGGGAUCACUUUUCAAAAAGUUAGAUGCCUAGCAAACUGAGGUUCUAAACCUUUUUUCAGCUUGUUCCGGUCAGUAGUCAUGCAUUACAUAGUGCAGCAGUAAUAGUUUCACGGUGGUGCGCGGUGCUGGGAAGAGCUCAGAGCAAAAUUGCAGGUUUUUGCCUAACACCUCUUUGACAAGUUGUGUAGCUCCCUCUAGUGUCCAUUGUCUGUACCACAACCCUUGACUGGAUUCUGCAGUACUUAUGCUUGGGAAUUAAUACAAUCAUUUAAGAGUUUAAUUGAAACUUAGGAAAAAUACAAGGACACCUUUGAUACCUGUUAACAUUCUCUAGCUCAUAACAUGUAAAAAUAUCAUAAAAGGUGGAAAAUUGAUAACGGAUUAUCUACUUCAAGCCCCACUGAUUGAUUCCCAUAUUCUUUCAUUAAUCUCACUUGAUAACUGUUAAUAGAGUAUUGAAAUAUACCAGGCACUUUCCUAGGUGUUAGGGGUAUUGUAGUGAAUAAGAUGGACCAAUAAUUUAUAAGCUAAUAAGUAUGGUGUCAAGUACUACUUUAUUACAUAGAAACUCUGCAUAGCAGAGAGAACUAAAAUGUUUUGGUAUUUUUAAAAUGCUUAGAAUUAGAUUUUACUAAACCAAAUAUGUUCGACUUAGCUCUGUAGAUAAACUUAAAAUUUCUCCCGUAUGGGUGACAGUGAAAUACUACAUUUAUUCUUUAAUUUAAAAAUGUGUUAGAUAUGUGUUUUCAGCUCAGAUGCAAAACUAUUUAUCCCCCUAGGAAUCUGAAUCGCACUCCCCCCCCCACCCCAGGUCCACAGGUUUUGGUGAGUGGGUUAGGGGAGUGCACAGUAAGACAAGAAGCAUCUUUUCUGGUUCUCAAAUUCACACAGUGUAUUAGUCAGCUGGGAGAGGUUUAAUGUAGCGCAUGGUUUCAGGGAAUUCAGUCCAUGAUCAGCAGGUUCUAAAGCAGGAAAAUCAUCUGCUUACUUCUUGGUGGCCAGGAAGCAGUGCUAGAGAGGAAGGCUUGAUGGACCAGGUAGAGGAUCCCAGGUCAUGCCUCCAGGACCCAACCAAACACUCCCAUUGUGUGGUCUACCAGUACCCUGGCUGGCUUGCAAGCCCAUCAAGGCGACACAAAGUUCACUGUCACGUAUGGGGACAUGGACUCUCUUGUGAUAGUCCAUAGCAAUGAGCAGAGCAGGGCCUGAGAAGAGAACUGGGAAUCCAAUUCCGUUCAAUGGUGGGAUUGGUGGAAAAACAGAUCAAAUUCUAUCUUGCAGAUGCCUGAGUGGGACUGCCAUUUGUGUCUCUGGCAUCUCUUCCUGUCUGCUGGAGAACAAUACAGUGAGGGUUCAAGUGAAGGUCAAGAAGAUGGAAUGGAGUUGGGGUCACUUUUCAAUUUCCAGUCAGCUCAGAAGGGUCCCCAAUGUGUUACUGAUCCUUCAAGUGUCCCAGCCCUUGGGACUACCCUUUUACACGCCCCCUCCUCUUGCUUCCGAAGGACAGCACAUGUGGGAAAUUCCAGACCCACACAGCUCACGGGUGGAGAAGGCCCUGAGGCAGGGUGAAGAUGACCUUCCCGUGUCCUUAGUUGUCACCUCCUUGUUCCUGAAGCCAGGAUGUGACCCUGCAAGGCAGCUCCCCAGCCAGCACUCCUGUGGGCUUCUCCCAGGCAGCGGGCAGGAUUUAUACUUAGAAUCCCCAUGCCAUGGGGCAAGCGGGUGAGACAAGGAGCAGCUUUGUCAUUAGACUGUCCGCGGUUCCCUCUUUAAGCCAGAAAAACUAAUGAAGCCAACAAGACAUAGAGCACACAUGGUAAUUGCCUGUAGUCUUGCAUCAUUAGGGAAAUACUGAAAACUUUGAAUUUCAAAUCCUUCUAUGGACUGGCAUCUUUCAGGCAGAACACAAACAAGAAAAAAUCCCUCCCUGCCUCUCUAGCCCAGAUUGCUAGGAAGUGGAAUUUGCCCUUAAGAUUUAGCAGAGUGAUUGCAGAGUGACGUUCUGGGGGGAAAGAUAAGUUACUGGAUAUUUUUUAGUGGCUUGUGUGUUUAGCAUUUUAUAAGACUUUAGGUUUCCUAAAGCCAAGCCAGACUUUGCCUGCACAGCCCGACUGUGGUAACCUCUAUUCUCUGUACAGAGAAGUCUUUGCUCUCAAGUCCCUAAAGAAUAAAUAAUUACUUUAAACUCUAAAACAUUCCAAUUAUACAUUGUGGAAUGUCACACCUUCACUCCCCCUCAUGAGCUGCUUAGGUCUGUAAUUUCCCAAGGUGUGCCACCUUCCCUAAGCAAGAGUGAGAUUCGUAAAUGAGGGUGGCCCAGAGGAAUACUGUUCAUUUGGUAAAUAGAUAGUUCUAGGAUAGAGAUUUAAUAUUGAAAUCAUGAAAUAUACAAAUAAGGAAUGCAUCGUUUUAGAAGACUGUGUCACAUUUGACAUUAGUUCUGCCCAUCUGACAGGAGGGAUCAGUUAGUUUCAUUCUCUUUGGUUUGCAACAUAGAGACGGGCUACCCUCACUGGGUCACUGAACAGAUCUGUCACCUUUAAACCCUGAAGGUUCUUUGAAGAAGCGACAAGUAACCAGGUGAUUGCACUGCCCGUCGGUGUGUGUCUGGGGAGGUCUGCACACUCAAGCAUAGAGUCUCACUAUCCCUAACUGUCCACAGGGACCUGACUCCAGGGACCCCGUGGGUCACAAUCCUUGGAUGUUUAAAUCCUUUAUAUCAGAUGGCAUCGUAUCUGCCUAUCACCCGAGGACAUCAUUCUGCGUAUUUUAAUCACGUCCAGGGCACAUAUAAGGUCUAAUACACUGCAAAUGCUAUGCACAGAAGUUGUUAUUGUCCUGUUUAGGGAAUGACCACAAGGAGUAGAGCCUGCACUUGUUCAGUAGAGACGCAGCGUGUGGGCGGAAUAUUUUCAUUUCAUGGUCAGUAGAAUCCAGGAGAGGGAGGACAGUCCAGAUGGUUCCCUUCACCUGCCUUUCUCAGCUCUCCCUGCAUUGGGCUGUCCUGUGACUCUGUUAUGCACUCAGGUACAAGACACAGUUUCCCUGCAGCCGGCAGGGGUGGUUAACUGGCCAUGUCACCUUUGGUCUCAGUACAAAGUGUGAAGACCAGCCUGGAUCGUCCAUGGUGACCUCAUUAUUAUAUUUAAUUGGAACUCCUUGGAUUCUUCCCUGAUUUCAGGAGCAGAGCGUUGGAGGAGAAGUAAGAAAUGGAAAGAGUGAUCAAGAUCAUGGAGAGAAGGAAGAGGGACCUGGGCUGCCUGUGAGACCCCGCUGACCUGAGCCAUCUGGAAGGAAGGGAGCCAGGAGGAGGACGGUGGGCACUGUGCUGAUGGACCAAUCAUAGGGGCCUGUGCUCCUAGCUCUCAGCUCCUGACUCCCCGAGGCCUCUGUGGCACUGAGCUUGGGAUAUUUGAGGAGACGAAGGCCUCAGACCCUGCUGAUUUCCGACUUUCCUGGGUAUGAGCCCCAGGACUAGGCCAGCUGAGAAAGUCAAGCAGGGAGCUCCCCACAGGGACAGUGAGGUUUCCUCCGAGUUCCCCAGUUCUCAAAGGUUCCAGAAGCUUAUUCCUCAAGCCUAAUAUGAUUUCUCCUCCUCAGGAUAAAUCUGCAAAGCUGCAGUGGGACCAUGUGGCAGUUUCCCUGAAUAAUUUCCUUCCUUAGUACACGUGACCUCACAGAGGGGCCUCCCCAUCCUGAUUCAUGCUGUAGAAAUCCUGUUCAUCUGCAGCCCUGACGUGACCAUGAGACCAUGAACACCAGAAAUUCCAGGGAGACAAGUUCUUCUUCUGGGGGUACUCUGCCCACUUCAGAGCUCCCCGAGGGUAGGGCUGGGGCUGGAAUGGUGUCCACCAUAAGCCUUGGGCUCCGAUGGAGCCCGUGAACAGGACUCAGGGUAAGUUCCAAGUGGAUUUCUGCUCUCACCUGAUCUUCAUGGGAACCAGAGGUUGGGAAUUUGGACUAAGGGUCCUUCUGCACUACGGAAAGGCUUGUGGCAGUAAGAGUAACUAAAGGUCACAGCCUGACCCAGUGUGACCUUGACUUCUCCCUUCUCACAUGUCUCAGUGUUUGUGCAGAGGACCUCUGCCUGGCCAUGUCUCGGGUGCAUAGUCCAGCCAGAAUAUCUCCCCAUGCCUGAUGCACACAGUUGCCCACAAGCCAGGCUUAUCAUGGGGUUUGGAGCUGCUCCCUGGGGACUGGGUACAGCUUUCUUGGUGUUAGGUCCAGAGCAGAUGUGCACUGGGAUUUUCCCCUGGAGAAAGAAAGCUUCUCAGCCCUCCUAAGGCUGACACCCCAAAUUUCAGCCUCUACUUCUUGAUGAAUGCAGAUCUGAUCAUAUCACUGAGGAUAUGCUAAAGCCCUCUGUGGCUUAUAUGGUAGCCUUCGAAAACCCAGGGGUGUCUCCGUGGGUUCUGCUGGUGCUGCUCCUUGCCCUCUGUGUCCUGGUUGCUUGGGCUUGAGCAUCUCAGGGCCUGUAUAUAUCACCACUUACUGUGUCACUGUGCUACUUACUGCCUCAGGCAUAUAUUCACUCUCCCCUGCCCCCGGGGAAGCUAGUUCCUAUGUGUGAAUCUGGUCCCAGCUCAGAUAUCCCUCCUGAACUCCUGUUCCUUCAUGGAAGAACCACAAUCGCCCACCAUUGUAGGUUCAUGAGCCCCCAUUGGGGUCAGCCUCGGGUCUGCCUGAUUUUCAUGUGUCCCCAAUGUUAGUGUGUCACAGAGUAGCAUAGCUACCGGGUACAGCUCAGUACAGCUGGGCUGAAUCUCUUUAAGGAUGCAUUGAUGCUCUCCUGAAACUCCAAGCUUUGAAGUGGCAAGGAGACCAGAAGCAGUGUCAAGUUCUAGGAUGGACCUGCAGUUCCCUGAAUGGUCAAGAAGACUCACGGUGGGAGCUCUGUUACUUACAAAUUUAUCCAAGCAUCCAGCUGCCUGUUCAUCUACUCACACAUCUGUCUAUCCAUCUGGCUCCCUUCCGUCCUCUACUUAUUUCUACUAUUUAUCACCUAACUGUUCUUACUCUCAUUCAUUUAUGUUUCCAUUCAUCUUUCCACCCAUCAUCCAUUGUCCAUCUAUCCAUCCAUCCAUCCUCCAUCUGUUGUCCUCCUUCCCUUCUUUCCAUUUAUCUUCCCACAUGUCUGGUUUCCAUCCACUUGUCUACUCCCUUCUCUCUCUCCCUCUCUUCUGUCCUUCUUCCCUCCUCCUUCUGUCUUACCAUCCAUCCAUCCAUCCAUCCAUCCUGUCAUACAUGAUUCUGCAUGCUUUCUCAGGGAUCCGCUCUGAUCCUGGCACUGGUGAGAAGUGGGCCAUGAUUUAGGGUCUAGAGAAACUCUUCUUCCGGGAAGGAAUUCUCUGGAGUGUCCAUGGGGGUUUUACUCUCUUGGUCUGCUACAAAGAGGGAAGUGCCCAACUGAAUAGAAGUAGGGUUUAGAAUUCCAUACAGGGGCAUCCUGCAACCUGCUCUGCUUCUCUGUGAAGAAAGGUCAGAGCAUAGCAGUGGACUUAAGGCUACAGCCACAAGUGCUGUGCGUGAUGCCAGACGCCCCCUUCCAGACAUGACGCUUAUGCUGUGAACAUUGUGCUGUUUGCAGUGAAUGGUGGGUGUCUGUGUGAAAGUGAUCUGAUAGAAAUGUCUCAGGAAUCUGAUUGAGUUUUUUUCAAUAAAGGAAUUAUCUCAGGGACGAAAAUCUGAUGUGUUGAUGGCUUCAUUUAAGGACAUAUAAACCAGCCAAGAAGGGAGUUCUGGGAACUCAAAGCAGUCCCCUUCCCAGCUAAGGUACAUCCCUGUCAACACUGACCCUGAGUGCACGGUCCCUCCUGUGCAGCAGGGACAGGGACUGUCCACCGUCCUUGUAUUUGUGUGUGGUGUAUUAUUGGUUUAUGAAACCACUUUUGUUUAUUGUUCAGUUUAUCUAUAUCCUUGACUAUUACUUUUAACAGUUUUGUUAAGAUGUGAUUUACAAGCUAUAAAGUCAAUUCAUUCAAAUUCAGUGAUUUUAAUGUUUACAGAAAUACUUAUUUAGGUCCUUUAUCUAUUCCAUAGAUGAAUUAUCUUUUAUUAUUGAGUUGUAACAUAUAUAUUCUAAGUUCUCUUUGAAGAUAUGCAAUUUGCAAAUAUUUCUGCUGGUUCUGUGGGCUGUCUUUCCACUCUUUGGUGUUACUUGCAGUGCAAACAUUUAAAAAAUGUUGACAAAUUCAGCCUGCUUUCUCUUUGGCUGCUUGAGCUUGGAGCAUUGCAGUGGUAAUGUUUAUAUUUUUCUAAGUGUAUGCUGUUUCCUAUCUAAGGUGUUAUUGAGGAGAAGAUUAUCUGACUCCAAAAUUAAUGUAAAAAGUUCCAUGGAGAAGUCACUGCUCAGGAAAAGACUCCCCUUGGUUCUGUGUCCUCUGCAGGCAGUGUCCAGAGGGGCGUGCCCUGUGGGAGGCACACUGUCCUCAGGCUGUUUCACCCCGCACUCAUUAAGGGGCUGAGAGGGGCAGACAUCUGUGGAGAAUCUGUGGUUGGCGGAAGUUGGUACUCAGAAUCUGAGGCCUGGCAAGGGUCAUGGGCAUCCACUGUCAUGCUCUGGUCUCAGAGAUUUCCUUUCAGGAGUGGGUGUAUUAAUCAGCCCUUCUAUUGCUGGGACAUAAAACUGGACACUCACAAACUGAAGAGAAUUUUAGUUUGACUCAUGGCUCAGGGGAUUCAGUUCAUGGUAAGUUUGCUCUAAAGCAAAAAUGUGGCAGAAGUUUACAAAAGAGCAAAACAGUCCAUUUCCUGGCAUCUGGAAAGCAGAACAUGGGGACAGUGCUAGGGACCAUAGAGACUGCACAAGGCCACACUCCACAGCCCACCCAGACACACCCAGGAGUGUGCUCACUGUGCCAGGUGUUUCUUAGCCCAUUGGAAUUGACAUGCCAGGAAAUGCAGGCCACCAUCCACCACUUUUCAAUUUCACACUCCAAUGCGUCUGCUUAAAUCAUACUCAAUCUCAAAAUAAAGCAAAUAGCAAGUUCAUAGUUCUGCCUGGCAUAGUAAAAGUAUUCCAGAUAUAUUUUCAGAAAGCCACAGUCCCUCUCCAAAGUCACAGCAUUCAAGUCUCAUCUGAGACUCAAGGCAAACUUUUGGCUUUGAAUCUCUGUAAAAGUCAAGAAGAUUCUAUAAUCUCAAAGUACAAUGAUACAACAUAAACACACACAUUCAAAGGGAAAGAUGAAGGAAAUAGAAAAGAAUCAGAUCAAAGCAAGACCAAACCCAGCAGUGCAAAGACUAUGUCCUGUGACUGCGUAUCCGAUAUCUGGGGGCACAUGGUGGAAAGUUGCACAUUCCAAAGAGCUUGGGAAGCCCUGCUCCUGUGGCCUUGCUGGCUUUCUGACUGAAGGCUCCCCACCAUGGCUUCCCUCUUGGGCUGGCUACACACAUGGCCUGCAGCUUUCCCUGGCUGAUGUACCCCCUUUCUUGCAUCUCCAUCUUCCUGGGGUCUCCACGGCACCUUUAAAUCCAUUCCCACAGUUUUGGGCACUGCUUUCUCAGGGGCUCAUUGCCUGGCCUCUCACCUCGUCUUCUGAAAUCUGGUAGAAGCUUCCUUGACUCCCACCAUUCUUGCAUUCUGCAUGCUGGUAAAACCAUAAUCACAUGAAUGACACCAAGGCUGCUGCCAGCACAGGCAGGAGUCAGGACGCAUGGGACCAUGGUUUUAGUGACCUCUAUGUGCCUGGAUAACUGAUCCUGGUGGAAUGGGUCCUGAAGAUCCAAUUACUAGGAAGCCCUUCUUAAGCAGGGAUCCCUGGGAAUCUCUUACUAAAAAAAAAUAAAGGUUGAUACCUUCGCUAUCUUGUGUCUGCAGUGGCGAGGUUUUACUGAUUCCUAAGAUGACCUCAGGCCUCUUUCUUUUUGUCCCUAUACAAAGUACUUGGUUUCUUUCUAAUGACACUAAUCCCUUUUUAUUUGAUCCCAACUUUACACAUGGUUUCUUCUGGGCCAUACUUAAAGUUUUAAAACAUUGUUUGAUCUGCCUUUAUAUCUAGGUAAAAAGGGAAAGUUAUGUAUCUAGGUUAAAAGAACCUAAGUAAAAAGCACCAGGAUUACCCAUGCUACAGUCUGAAUGUUGGGCUGUUUUGAAAUUUCCUUGGCCAGAUUAAUUAAUUUACUUUCCUUAAUCUCAGUCCUCCACAGUCCCAGGACAAGAGCAAAAAUGUAGGCAAAAUUUCUUAGCAGACAUGGCCUGUAGUACAAAUGCUAGUGGAUUUUUGGUUUCCACCUGAAACCUCUUGAGCCCAGCUUUUAUUGGCUACAUUACUACCAGCCGUUUGGUCUUCUGAGCUCUAAAAGAAUUCACUCACCAGCCUUCCGUGACCUCUCUAGUUGCUGUCUCUGAACCUCCCCAAAUUCCUCCAGCAAGCCAGUUUCAAAGGCUCCGUGAGCACAUGGUCAGGCAGUCAUAGCAACAGCACCGCCUGGUUGAUAACAGCAGUGUUGUGUAUUAUUCAUCCUUCCUGUUGCCAAGACCCAACACCCAAUGUCUACGAUUUAAAGGAAGAGGGUUUUAGUUUUGUCAAAGAUCAGGGGAGGCAGCCUGUGGUUCUGUUGCAGGGCAGAAGUAUCCUGAUGGAAAGGAAUCACAGAGCAAAACUUCUCAGGUCACAGCGACUGGGAAGCAGAGCGAGGAAAUCCUACUCUUCACACCAAGUCCUUCAGCAAGCCUCCUGGCCUGAUGCAAAGCUUGAAACCCAACUGAUAGGAAUGUUAUUCCUUAGGGGCGGGAGGGUAAUAUAGACUUGUGUCCUAGCAAUGGAAAGAGCCCAGGUUCUGGCCACUGCAGAGCCUGAAAUACCUUUAUUUUCCACAUACUUGAGGGUUCUUAGGGAAAAUGAAGAGAGGAGGUAGUUCGGUUUGGAUACAGUGUGAGUAUGGCCUCCAAGGUUCAUGAAUUUCAAUGAAAUCCUCGUAGCAAGCUAUAUUACAAGGGCGGAAACAUAACCCAUCUGUGGCAUUCAGAUGUGAGGCUUUGAGGGUGUGAUAGGCCAUCAGGGAAGAGCCCCCACGGUUGAGUCCUGGUUGCCUUUUAAGAGGGACAGAGAGCAGAGGAAACGCUGCGUGCUUCCUCCCACAUCCUCCUGCUGGACAGGCUGCAGACCACGCGGCCCUCACCAGAGCUGGACCACUGUUACCAUCACGCCCUGGAACCUGCAGAACUGUCAAUCACAUGCAUCUCCUGUAUCUAUCAGAACAAACUAUCUGCUACUUCCAACUCACAGGAGGAGAGGCUUAAUUGGGCUCAUAGGUCCAGGCCGAGUUGGCUGGCCCCAAGGCAGGGGUGUCGUGGAGGGAGAGU
Messenger RNA from Cavia porcellus (domestic guinea pig), 13153 nucleotides. RefSeq names its product Protein FAM169B (gene Fam169b). The coding region runs from base 112 to 1104 and encodes 330 amino acids. The transcript is spliced from 7 exons. NCBI's taxonomy places the organism in Eukaryota, Metazoa, Chordata, Mammalia, Rodentia, Caviidae. The record is from RefSeq and is a predicted model, not a curated record.